This is a messenger RNA of Cloeon dipterum, 1401 nucleotides long. RefSeq lists its product as uncharacterized. Lineage: Eukaryota; Metazoa; Arthropoda; Insecta; Ephemeroptera; Baetidae. The transcript is spliced from 5 exons. Gene Ontology annotation, cellular component: cytosol. The coding region runs from base 1 to 1401 and encodes 466 amino acids. Gene Ontology annotation, biological process: neurogenesis. The record is from RefSeq and is a predicted model, not a curated record.
AUGGCUCCCAAUGACCAGAAGCCAUUCACCGUUCUUGUAGGCCCGGAAGACAAGAUGCAGGAAUUUCCUGUUUCGAAAUUCGACCUGUUUUCCAGCAGUACGUUCUUCCACAAAGUGAAUGACAAAGAUUCGAACGAGCCGCUCAAGAUCCCGGAUGCGGAUCCAAAGCUGUUCCGGCACAUCCUGGCAUUUAUUCAGAACCCCAAGGAGUUCAAGAUGCCCAGUUUUAACAAAGUCGAUGAACUGAUCAGUCUGACUCUGAUGGCUGAGAAGUACGAGGUGAUUGACCUCUGCUCUUACAUCGGCAAGAACCUCUCGGACACCAUCGAAAAGACGGAUGUGUGGCGAGUGUACAACGAUGGGCGCGAGAGCGAAACUCUGGCCAAAGCGUGCGAGGCGAUGCUGUGCAGUGACACCGAGUUUUAUCUGGACAACCUCUACAAAAACAAGGUUGAGCCCGAGACUCUGGCCAAAUUCCUCCUCUUGGACAACCUCAACGUCCACUCGGAGGAAGUGCUGAUCAAGGCUUGCUUCAAAAACCUGGCUGCUAGUGACAGAAAAAGUUGCAGACACGCGUUCCGCAAGUACCUCCUGCCAAACUUGCGACUGCAGACCCUGAUGUUGGCAGACCUGAAAGAACUGUACGACUUCUUGUCACCGGAAGAAGCGCUGUUCCUGCUCAGCAAGAUUCGCGACAAGAAAAAUUCUCUGCUCACCCCUGCUGACCUGCCCAUAGAUCACGCUCUGUGUCUGAUCGAGAAGAAGAGGAGGUUUGAAAAGAUUCACUACCUCAAAAUCAUCAAUGAUGCAGAUAUCCUCGAUCUGAAAGGGGUCGUCGUCGAGGGCAAGUUCAACCUCUUGAACCCUGGCGAGUACAAGUUCGUCUUCUCGUUAACGACCUUGAAGAGCAUCGUGAUCAAGGAAAUCUUCGUCUUCACGCCUUUGGACCUGUCCAGGGAUGACCUCGUUGCGGAGGAUUUCGUGAGAUACCUGCAGUGCAAGGAAAGCCAUCACUGCUUCUUUGACGCCUGCAAUAUGGAACUGAAGGUCAAGGCGGAUAACAAACACAAUCAAGCUGAUUUCAGCGAAAUUACGCUUGACAAAGAGAAGCGCAAACAUCGCAUGAACAAAUGGGUGCAGUUCACGAAACCGUUUUUGGCGCCGAUGAAUUCUCGCGUUACCCUUCAAGUGGUCCUGCGCGGGGGAGAGCGGUUCAUGCGCCACUUGAAGACUGAACAAGCCAGCAUUUUGGCCAACAAUCAUGAUUCCCCCGCCAAGGAAGUCUUCGACAAAAUCACCAUGGAGCACUACCAUAAAGAAAACGGCGGCGAUUCAUUCACUCGUAACGUCGAUGGGGCUUUCACUAUCUUCAAGGGCAUCUCCUACAAGAUCAAUGAAUGA